Messenger RNA from Candidozyma duobushaemuli, 1611 nucleotides. RefSeq names its product putative GTPase (gene MTG2). The transcript has a single exon. Bases 1 to 1611 code for a protein of 536 amino acids. The record is from RefSeq and is a predicted model, not a curated record. Gene Ontology annotation, cellular component: mitochondrion. Gene Ontology annotation, molecular function: GTPase activity; GTP binding. Lineage: Eukaryota; Fungi; Ascomycota; Pichiomycetes; Serinales; Metschnikowiaceae.
AUGCGCUGUUUUCGGGGAAUUUGCAGAAAUAGCGGUAGCAGGUGGAUUCAGACGUCUCGGCGUUUAGCCACCGAGAGCGGUGGGUUUCCUGAAGUGCCUAACGCCGAAGCUCCAGAACCCUCCAAUCCCGAUCCAUACGCCAAUCUUCCAGAGUGCAGCUACUCCUUUGAGGAGGGCGUCUCUUCCGAAGCCACUUCGAAAGUUUACAAGGACAUUCGUUACCACGUCGAAGGAUCGGACCAUUUUGGGCUCGACAGGGCCAAAAUCUCCAUGAAGGACUACUUCGCUGGAGAUCUCCAUCAGAGCCACAAGAUCUUUGUGGGCCAGCACAACAACUACAAGCAGGGCCUGAAGGUUGAGCAGCGGACAUUUUUGGAUCUCCGGCUUGUGCGGCUCAAAUCGGGCAACGGCGGCAAUGGCUGUGUGUCUUUCUUCAGAGAUGCCCAUAGACCGGUAGGACCUCCCGAUGGAGGAGAUGGCGGCGACGGAGGCAAUAUUUACGUUCAGGUUGUGAAAAAUAUGGGACUGUUGCACGGGCUCCAGCGGAGCUAUCAGGCCAAGGGAGGCAGUCCAGGUUCAUCCAGACAACUAGAUGGAAAACGAGGUGAGGAUAUCAUUUUGGAGGUUCCUGUGGGGACGACGAUGCGGUGGAUUCCGGACCCGUUGGCGGUGAAAAAGGAGCUCAAGGGGGUUAGUAUUGCCGAUGUGACGAUGGGAUUGAGAGUCACUCCAGACAAGGAUGUGCAGUUAUAUCGUAACGACUAUAUUCCCGGCGAGGGCUGGACAUUCAAGGAGAAGGACGAGGAGUACCACCAGGAGCGGUCGUAUUUCACGGAAUUGAACGAGCAGGUCAAGGACUACGACAGAGAGAUCAUUGCCGAGGAACUCGCCAACGACCGGUUUCCGUUGAGAGGAUUGGAUUUCGACAAGCCCACGGAAAAACCCAUUUUGAUCAUGAAGGGCGGCCGUGGCGGAAUGGGAAACAUGCAUUUUCUUACCGGCGACGUGAGAAACCCCCGUUUCAGCAAGAAAGGCCGCCAAGGCUUGACGGAGUACUUCAUGCUAGAACUCAAGCUUUUAGCCGACUUGGGGCUUGUGGGCUUGCCCAAUGCCGGUAAACUGACGCUUCUUAGGGCUAUUUCCAAGGCUAGACCGCGUGUGGGGCACUGGGAGUUCACUACUCUUCAACCUACAAUUGGUACGAUUUUCACCCGAAUUGACGAGGACCCCUUCACGGUGGCCGAUAUUCCCGGCAUCAUCAAAGGAGCUUCCGAAAACAAGGGCAUGGGCAUGGACUUUCUCCGCCACAUUGAGCGGUCUGGCGGUUUGGUUUUUGUGGUUUCGCUCGAAUCGAAAAACCCCGCCCAGGAUCUCCAGGUUUUGAUAGACGAGGUGGGCGAAAAGCGCAUGAAGGGCAAGAAAGUCAUGGUUAUUGCCACCAAAGCGGAUCUUACGAAAAACGGCGCCAGCUACACUGAGCUUGUGAAACACAUCCAGAGCAUCAACCCAAACUGGCACUACAUUCCCGUUUGCGCUCCCAAAGGCGAAAACAUCGAAAGUGCAAUCAAGAUGAUGGGUCUGCUUGCACGGAAGGAUCAAGAGGAGAAGUAG